Molecule: messenger RNA, 765 nt
Organism: Brenthis ino (lesser marbled fritillary)
Lineage: Eukaryota; Metazoa; Arthropoda; Insecta; Lepidoptera; Nymphalidae
Source: the annotation of a GenBank genome assembly
AUGCUCUGGAAGAGGCCUGAUAGCGUUCCAGUGGGGCAGGUGUGGGGCAGGUUUAAAGGAAAGGACAGGGAUGGUAUACCAGGGAAGAUGUACCAGAUACGGGACAUGGCCGAGUCGGACAGAGAGCGGUGUCUCGACCUGAUGCAGGAGACGUUCUUACGAGAUGAGCCACUGUGCCAAGUCUUAGAUAUCCCAAAAGAUAAAGAAUCAAUAGAAACAAUACGAAAAAACUGGACAGAGUUUUGUUCUCAGAAGAUUUGCAUUUGUUGUUUCACUGAAGAGGACGGCGAGCCCAAAGAAUUAGUCGGUUUUAAUAUUCUGUAUGUCAAAUGUAAAGAUGAUGAAGAAGAGGAUAUAGAGACGGUAAAGGGAGAGCAAUGGAAGAAAUUACUCAAGACAUUAGUAGCGGCAGAGAAACUAGUUGAUGUAUUCGAGCAUUACGGUGUGGAUAAAUAUUUGACGUCCAGUGGACUGACAGUGCUGCCAGAACACAGGGGACAGAAUAUUGGAGCCAGAUUAAUAGGUGCCAGAGAACAAAUGUGCAAGACAUUUGGUAUAAACGCUGCUUGCACGGUGUUCACGGCAAUCACGUCGCAAGUACUGGCGGAGAAGUGCCGGUACGAGACGUUGGCGGAACUGCUCUACUCAGAUAUGAGGGAGCAAGGCAUAGAUCUAAAGGAAUGUAGUACAUUGACUGCUAAACUCAUGGGCAUUAAAUUUGGCAGGCGUCUUCGAGCAAUCGAGAACAAAAUUGUGCAAGGCAUU